Molecule: messenger RNA, 1476 nt
Organism: Echinostoma caproni
Lineage: Eukaryota; Metazoa; Platyhelminthes; Trematoda; Plagiorchiida; Echinostomatidae
Source: the annotation of a GenBank genome assembly
UCUUACUUGGUACUCAAAUCAGUGAUGAAUUUGGGACGUUCACAUGAUAUUUGUAUCUUCGCUGAAGAACUAGCGCAUUCUAAUGAACUGGCUUCAUCUUUGCAACAAGAUAUUAACAUUUUAUAUCAUCGGGUCUCUAUGGAUCAUGAUUUCCUGGAAAAAACACUGAAACCGACAUUCGGUUUGGAUGUUUAUAUACGUCAACUUUGGAACAUAUACAGUCGUGUGAAGGAUGAAGGUAUUGUUCAGCCUAUCGUAUUGGGUCUAAAUCGUUCUGAUUAUAUGUUACAUGCUUCACCGGAAAUCAAGGAAAAUCACUGGGAUCUGAUCAAGAACACCAAAGAGGCUGCGCGAUCCAAACAGAUAAAGGAUGACACAUUUUGGUCCAGUCUCUCGCUGCGCCAAGUGGAAGUAAACAUGGUUGCCACCAGCUUUUGUGGUCUUUCACCUCGAAUGGUCACACAACACCGCCAAGUACUCGCGCUUAUGGGGUUCACACCCGACUAUCUGGAUAGAGUACCCGAAUGUAAAUCAGUCAAUGUGUUUGUGGAUGCUUUGGCUCGAGCGACAGAACUUUAUGUUGACCAUAUACGGGCAUUGUCACGUGAAUCCGGAGAUAUUGUACCCUGUAUAUUGGUUGUUGUGUCCGAACACGAAACAAACAUAUACGAUCAGCGAGCUUUGCUGGGCGCCCUUCUCAUCCGCUAUCCUCGAAUUGGUAUGCUAGUUCGCAGCUUCUCCGACCUCGCUCCCCACACGAAGCGUAUGACCGUUGACGAACAGCGUCGUUUAUUUGUUGAUGUUCAAGAAAUUGCCGUUGUCUACUAUCGUCAUGGUUAUGUCCCCGAACACUUUCCAUCUGACGAGAUUUGGGAAGUGAAGUAUCAGUUGGAAAGAUCUCGAGCAAUCAAAUGCCCCUGUGUGCAAUAUCUUUUGGCCAACACGAAACUGAUUCAAGCUACUCUGUCUCAACCGGCGCAAUUGGCACGUUUUAUUGAUCCGAAAAAUGCUAAUUUUGACCGAUUACUGGCCACGUUUGCACGGCAGUAUCCGCUGAGUGACGCGUUCGGUUUGAUCAAUGCCGGUGAUAUGGAACGAUUACUCGAGGAAUGUCGAUCCCAUCCUGAACGAUUUGUACUCAAACCUCAACGAGAAGGUGGCGGGAAUAACUUUUUCGACGAGGAUAUUAUCAAGCAACUCGAGCACAUAAUGGAUCAGGGUCUCGGUGCAACCUACGUUCUGAUGGAGCGCUUUUAUCCUUAUGUUGUCCAAAAUAAUGUCAUUGGAUGGGAGAAUCCAGGGGCUCGAAAAGAUGUGGUCCUCGAAUUGGGAAUUUUCGGAGCAAUCAUUGCGAGCGCACAGGAUAUAAUUGUCAACGAAGACGCUGGACAUCUCCUGAGAACAAAGAGUGUACACUCCAACGAAGGUGGAAUUGCGGCUGGAUUCGGAUGUUUGGAUUCCCCUUUUUUAGUGUGA